AACGACCUCAAAAAAUGCUGCAGGCUGCAGCAUGCCACCCUAAGCUUUAAGGCAUCGUUAAUAGAGCCUUAGUAAAGCCUCCUAUCCUUCGACCGCAUAGACACGAAGCUGCAACCCAGACAGCCACCUCCGCCGCCGCCUCCGAGCAUCCCUAAUAACACGUUCGAUCUGCGACUUCUCAAGACGCGACUUGAGGUGGACCGCAUUAGCUACGAACUGCUUACAGCAUUCACAUCGUUUCUCGACUAAGUCCGUUCUGUCUUCGAGCUCGCGGCCGUUCCUUUUCCACAAUCGCGCCCCUCCUCGCGGACCAACGUGCCUCGAGCUACGUCGCUGCUACAACUAUAGAAGAAUCAUACCUCUAGCGACGAACAGCUGCUCUUACAAGCUGUACGAGUUACGUUGACUUAGACCGCUCCACCGCGUCUCCAAAAGAUGACCACUAUUCGAUUCCCAACCGGGUUCAACAUGACGAACUACCUUGGCUCCGGAAUUACAAGCAUGGUAUACCUAGAGUUGUCCUCCAACACUGUCGUCAAACAUCCCCACCAAAUCGAAGACGAGCCCGCUAUUGAAGUUGAGAGACGGAUCUACGAGCGGUUCCAACAACACGGCGGGCACGAAGGUCUGCUAAAGUUUUACGGUACCUUCGAAUCCGGCAUCCGACUAGAAUAUGCGAGCAAGCAUGGACUCCGCCAAUUCAUCCAAACACAUGAGAUUCAUACCAAUCAACGCCUUCAAUGGGCUCAACAAGUCACUAGUGCGCUUGCCUUUGUUCAUUCAAUGAAUGUCGUUCAUGCGGAUCUGACGUGCGGCAACAUUUCCUUAGACGACAGCCUACAUGCGAAACUCCUCGACUUUAGUGGCUCCUCAUUGGAUGGCUCCGAGCCAUCCGUUGUGGUGACUGCGAGCCACAAAUGUCCUAGAGCCGACCUGAAAUCGACUCGGGCAGACCUGUUUGCCCUCGGCUCUACCCUGUACGAAAUCUGGACAGGCAAACCUCCAUACGUUGGGCUUCAAGAGAUAGAAAUCACCAAUUUGUUUAGACAAUCUAAGUUUCCUGAGACCAAAAGUCUGGGACCGAUGGGCGACAUCAUCACCGGGUGCUGGCAAGGCAGGUUCACAAGUGCAGAUAAUGUAGGUACACAUUUUGCUUGAGUAGAGGUGCGUCUCUCUACUCGGGGGCGAACGUCAAGAUAAGAACUUUGGCUGCAACAGCACGCACCUAGCCUGUGUUGGUCAGCUAGGACAUGACAUGAUCGGGUCUCUGCAAGUCGUGGCUGCCAAAGAAAACCCCGCACGGAGAUGUUGGCAUUGGCAUGGCGUGAUGCCCCGCACGGCGAGAGGGUCCUGGGAGCGAUGGGGAAGGAAGCUCACUCGCACGGAGCCGUCACCAAAGAAGCAUGUAAUAAAAUCAUCCCGUGGACGUGGAGAAGCUUGCCGACCAUGUACCAAC
Messenger RNA from Trematosphaeria pertusa, 1456 nucleotides. Its product is annotated as kinase-like protein. The coding region runs from base 436 to 1158 and encodes 240 amino acids. Gene Ontology annotation, biological process: signal transduction; protein phosphorylation. Gene Ontology annotation, cellular component: cytoplasm. The transcript has a single exon. The record is from RefSeq and is a predicted model, not a curated record. NCBI's taxonomy places the organism in Eukaryota, Fungi, Ascomycota, Dothideomycetes, Pleosporales, Trematosphaeriaceae. Gene Ontology annotation, molecular function: protein kinase activity; ATP binding.